Messenger RNA from Lynx canadensis (Canada lynx), 3315 nucleotides. RefSeq names its product SECIS binding protein 2 (gene SECISBP2). The record is from RefSeq and is a predicted model, not a curated record. The coding region runs from base 101 to 2569 and encodes 822 amino acids. Lineage: Eukaryota; Metazoa; Chordata; Mammalia; Carnivora; Felidae. The transcript has 17 exons. Gene Ontology annotation, cellular component: ribonucleoprotein complex. Gene Ontology annotation, biological process: selenocysteine incorporation. Gene Ontology annotation, molecular function: selenocysteine insertion sequence binding; mRNA 3'-UTR binding; ribonucleoprotein complex binding.
GAAGGCGGAAAAGCGGGGAGGAGGAGCGCAGCGCGUCCGUGCCACCUGCCGACGGGGCGGUUUUGGCCUCGAGGGCAGGGUCUCCCCCGAGCCGUGCGCCAUGGCGUCGGAGGGGCCGCGGGAGCCCGCGGGCGAGGGCAUCAAGUUGUCAGCAGAUGUCAAACCGUUUGUCCCCAAAUUUGCUGGGCUCAAUGUGGUGUGGUCAGAGUCUUCGGAAGCUCGUGUGUUCCCUAGCUGUGCAGCCCCGUAUUAUCCGUGUGCUCAGGAGCUGCCGGGGCCUGAGCAGAAACUCUACACUGAAGAUGUGGCCUUUGGAGCUUCAGCUUUUCCACCUCAGUAUCUGUCCUCUGAGCUCGCUGUCCAUCCGUGCAGCUACUCUCCUUACCCCGUGGAGUCUACACCGCGCGUGUGCCCGGUGCCCGGGGCCCCGUAUGCUUACGGCCACCCCGGCUGUUACCGAGCAUUUCAGACCCUGAAGCCACGGAGCGAGCAGGUGUGCGCUCUCCCUCAAGGCACGAGAGCUGCGUUUAAGAAAAAAACGUAUGAUGAACAAAAGUUUGAUAGCAAGAAGGCUGACGGAUCUCUGCCAUCUGAUGUGAAAUCAGAUGGUUAUCACAGACGAACGGACAGGAAAUCCAGAAUCAUCGAGAAAAGUGCAUCUGCCUCCAAACCAGAGUUUGAAUUUACCAGGAUGGAUUUUCCUGAACUGCAGGGUUCGGAGAACAGGGAGAUCGCAGAGACACGGAAGCAGCCCCGGUGGGGGCCUCUGCGCUCCGCCUCAGCUGACCUCUCUCUCCUGGGAGAGGUGGGGGAACCCGCCGCGGGGACAGCAGAGGGUGAAGGAGCGGCGAGAAGCCCGAGCGCGGCCGAGUCCGUGGCCGCCGGCACCGCGGCCGGGCCCUCCUCGUGCGCCAGAGAGUUAUCUUGGACACCAAUGGGUUAUGUUGUUCGGCAGACAUUAUCUACAGAACGGCCACCGGCCCCUAAAAACGUUACUUCCAUGAUAAACCUAAAGACGGUUGCUUCAUCAGCAGACCCCAAAAGCGCUAGUAUGUCACCCUCUGAAGUUUUCUCUGCGGACCCUUCCUGCAAAGAGAAACACGUCCACCCUACUAAAAAGUCCAAAGCGUCACAAGGUGGCGAUCCUGAGCAAAAUGAAGCCUCAAGAAAGCAUAAGAAAAAGAAAGAAAAGUCUAAAUCGAAAUACGAAGUUUUGACCAUUCAAGAGCCGCCAAGGAUUGAAGACGCCGAGGACUUUCCCAGCCUGGCUGCCGCGUCUGAGCGCAGGGACCGAGGGGCAUCUCCGCGACUUCAAUCCAGACAGCAGCCACAGAAUAAUUUUAAAAACAGUGGAAAGAAGAGCCAGGUUCCAGUACAGCUGGAUUUGGGGGGGAUGCUGGCAGCCUUGGAAAAGAAGCAGCACGCCCAGAGCGCAAGAGCGUCCUCCAAGCCGGUGGUGUUCUCGGUUGGGGCGGUGCCGGUUCUCUCCAGAGACCCCGCGUCGGGGAAGAAGGGCCACUUCAGCCAGGUGAAGACCCCACACAACCCCUUGGACUCCAGCGCCCCGCUGAUGAAGAAGGGGAAGCAGAGGGAGGUCCCCAAGGCCAAGAAGCCGACGUCGUUGAAGAAGAUUAUUUUGAAAGAACGGCAGGAGAGAAAGCAGCAGCGUCUCCAAGAAAACGCCGGGAGCCCGGCUCCUGCCAGUGACGCCGCGCUGGACGGAGAGAGCGGUGGCGACGAGGCCCUGGAACAAGCCGAGCCCUCAGAGGGGACGGAGGAGUCGGCGGCCCCCACUCCCACGGGGCAACGCAAGUCAGAAGAGCCGCCGAGAACCGAGCCCCAGAAGGAGGCGGACGGCCUCUGCCUGGUCCCCGACGGCGCUGGCUGCCCCAGGAUCCACAGCCGGAGAUUCCGGGAUUACUGCAGCCAGAUGCUGAGCAAGGAGGUGGACGCCUGCGUCACGGACCUGCUCAGAGAGCUGGUGCGCUUCCAAGACCGGAUGUACCAGAAGGAUCCGGUCAAGGCCAAGACCAAGCGCCGGCUGGUGCUGGGGCUGAGGGAGGUGCUCAAGCACCUGAAGCUCAGGAAGCUGAAGUGCAUCAUCAUCUCCCCCAACUGUGAGAAGAUUCAGUCGAAAGGCGGGCUGGACGAUACCCUGCACACCAUCAUCGGUUAUGCCUGCGAGCAGAACAUCCCUUUCGUGUUCGCUCUCAACCGCAAGGCUCUGGGGCGCAGUUUGAACAAGGCCGUCCCUGUCAGCGUGGUGGGCAUCUUCAGCUACGACGGGGCCCAGGACCAGUUCCACAGGAUGGUGGAGCUGACGAUGGCCGCCCGGCAGGCGUACAAGACCAUGCUGGAGAACGCACGCCAGGAGCUGGCGGGGGAGCCUGGGCCCCCCGCCCCGGGCAGCCCGCCCCCGCAGGGCCCCCCUGCUCCUGCCGCCGGGAGAGAUGAGCCGCGCUACAUGGAAAUCUGGAGAGAACACCUAGAAGCCUACAGUCGGGGUGCCCUGGAGCUGGAGGACUCUCUGGAGGCUUCAACCUCGCAGAUGAUGAACCUGAACUUAUAGGAAGACUCCUCGGGGUGUGUUGUGUAUUUGGGGUGAGGAAGGGGGGUGUGGAAGACUCUGGGGCCUUCUUCACAGUUCUUCUUGGCCUCGUGUAUUCCGUGUGGCUGUUCGAUUGGGAGGCGAAUCCGAGAUGUGCAUCCCGGGGACGGGCGUUCGGGUGUGCUGGCGGGAACCUUUCCAAAAAUUCCGAAGUCGUGGCUUUGGGUCUCUGAGCACGCGGAGUCUGGAAAGGACUGGAAUGUGUGUGCUGCUCGGAGUUCUUUGCCGUGAAGGAACCGCCUCCGAUGUGGCAGAGCUGAGCCACGUUCGUUUGUGGAAGGAGCCGCGGGGUCACAGCCGGGCCGCUGCUCCUGGCCGCUGCUCUUGGCCGCGGACCCAGCAGGGCCGCAAAGCAGUAGCCAGGCGGGGCGGGGCCGCUUUCGAGGCAGGGGACCUGCUGGGGACCUGGCUUUCUGGCUGGAAGAUGCGGGGAUACUUGGAGGAUUUGCUAAAAUGAGCCUCAGAGGGAAAAUUGGUUCUUUAACCUGUGACCUCUUGAUACGGAUAUUCCUUUCUGUCUUUAUUUUUCAAAGAAGCGAUGUAUACCGAAGUUCCUAAAUUUCAGUUUUGAUAUCUACAGAUCCUUUCUCUCUCUCGUAAACGAACAUACUGUGACCGUGGUUUCUGUCUGGGAGGCAGGCAGGAUGUUGCCUGCGUGCUCUCCUGUAGGAGGGCGUAUUUACCUGGAAUAAAGAGUGAUGCUUUGA